AUGGCUGACUCGGACGCUCCCCUGAACUGCACCGGCGAGGCUGCGGAUGACACCCGCCGUGGUCUCCGCAUCGGUGCCAUCUUCAUAAUCAUGUUUGCCUCGCUCCUUGGUGCCUUGGCACCCGUCUUGCUGGCUCGCCAAACGCGGAUGCACGUUCCCAAGUUCACCUUCUUCGUCUGCAAGUACGUAGGUACUGGUGUUAUUAUUGCCACUGCAUGGAUGCACUUGCUCGAUCCCGCCAUCGACAACUUCAGCGACCCAUGUGUUGCUGCCCGUGUUCCCGACUACCCCUGGGCUCUCGCCAUUGGUCUCAUGACCGUCAUGACCAUGUUCCUCGUCGAGCUGGUUGUGACCAGCUUCCAGAAGGACGACGAUCACGCCGCCGCCCAUGGCUCCGACAGCGAGGGUCCUUCGAUGGACUACAUUGCCAAGAAGCGCCCAGGCGUCACCGAGUCUACUGACUGCCCGCACGCCCCCGACCUCGAGCAGGCUGCUGGUAUCAACCCCAAGAGCAUUCCCGGCCGUCCUGACGACGUUAGCUACCCCCCUGGCGGUGAGGAUCACCUUGCUCACGCUCAAUCUCACAAGGAGGAUGAGACUGGUCUUGCUGGACAGCUUACCGCCAUCUUUGUGCUCGAAUUCGGUGUCAUCUUCCACAGUAUCUUUGUUGGCCUGACCCUGGGCACCACUGAGGAGCUUGUUGUUCUGCUCAUCGUCCUCGUCUUCCAUCAGAUGUUUGAGGGUCUUGGUCUCGGCUCCCGCAUUGCUACUGCCCCCUGGCCCAAGGACAAGAAGUGGCUUCCCUACCUCCUCUGCGUUGGCUUCGCCAUCUCGACUCCCGUGGGCAUCGCCGCAGGAAUGGGCGCCAAGCCUGCCAACGCCACUGACCAGAAGCUCACCAACGGCAUCUUUGACUCGAUCAGCGCCGGCAUUCUUAUGUACACCGGCCUCGUCGAGCUGCUUGCCCACGAGUUCAUGUUCAACCCUCACAUGCGCCGGUCUCCGCUCAAGAUCCAGCUCUUUGGCUUUGGCUGCAUCGCUUUCGGCGCUUUCAUCAUGGCCCUGCUUGCCAACUGGGCAUAA
Messenger RNA from Cordyceps fumosorosea ARSEF 2679, 1083 nucleotides. RefSeq names its product membrane zinc transporter. The coding region runs from base 1 to 1083 and encodes 360 amino acids. The transcript has a single exon. Gene Ontology annotation, molecular function: low-affinity zinc ion transmembrane transporter activity. The record is from RefSeq and is a predicted model, not a curated record. Gene Ontology annotation, biological process: zinc ion import across plasma membrane. Lineage: Eukaryota; Fungi; Ascomycota; Sordariomycetes; Hypocreales; Cordycipitaceae. Gene Ontology annotation, cellular component: plasma membrane.